This is a messenger RNA of Tinamus guttatus (white-throated tinamou), 1327 nucleotides long. The record is from RefSeq and is a predicted model, not a curated record. Lineage: Eukaryota; Metazoa; Chordata; Aves; Tinamiformes; Tinamidae.
AUGCCGACGCCCGCGACGUCGCUGCCGCUGCAGCCGCGGGGGAAUCCGCCUGCUGCUUCCCGGGAUGGGCUCUGCAAAGAAAUGCUGAUUACUGUACAAUCCCAGAAACAAAAGGGGCAGCCGGAAGCGGGCGGCUGGGUGUCCUCCAGCGCGGUGAGCUGUCACCCUCUGGGCGCAGCUCGUGAGUCAGGACAUGUGGGGCUGCUGGUGCUGCUGAGUCAUGAGCUGCCCCUGCCCCACGUGGCGCUUUCAUGUGGCUCCCUCACAAACCCGCCUUUCCUUUUCAUCCCGGGACAAAGGCCCGAUAAAGGUCCUAGUUGGGUGUUUUAUGCUAAUCUUGUCUUUUAUCUUUCCUUUCUUAGUCACAUAGAAAAAAUUACAACAUGGCAAGAUCCUCGAAAAACUAUGAACCAGCCGCUGAAUCACAUGAACCACCAUCCUGCAGCUACUUCCACACCGAUGCCACAGAGGUCCAUGGCAAUGUCCCAGCCAAAUCUGGUUCUGAACCAGCAGCACCAGGGAGCGGCGGUGCCGCAGCAGAGCCGCCCGGCGCCGCAGCCUCAGCCCGGGCUGCUGGGCUUGCCCAGCGCCCUGACCGCCCAGCAGCAGCAGCAGCAGAAACUGAGGCUCCAGAGGAUCCAGAUGGAGAGGGAGCGCAUCCGGAUGCGGCAGGAGGAGCUACUGCGGCAGGAAGCUGCGCUAUGCAGACAGCUUCCCAUGGACUCCGAAAACAUGGCCCCAGUUCAGACUGCUGUGAACAGCCCUGCAAUGACACAAGAUCUACGGCCUAUUACGAAUAACGGAUCAGAUCCCUUCCUGAACAGUGGCCCGUACCAUUCCAGGGAACAGAGUACAGACAGCGGCCUAGGCCUGGGAUGCUACAGUCUACCCACAACACCGGAGGAUUUCCUCAGCAACGUGGAUGAGAUGGAUACAGGAGAAACUGUGGCACAGACAACAAUGAGCAUAAAUCCACAACAGACACGCUUCCCUGAUUUCCUCGACUGUCUUCCAGGAACAAAUGUUGAUCUUGGGACUUUGGAGUCAGAAGACUUGAUUCCUAUCCUCAAUGAUGUGGAGUCAGUACUUAACAAAAAUGAGCCCUUCCUUACUUGGCUGUAACCAUCCAUUAUUUAAGGCCAGUUCAGUCCAUAAUGCAAUUCAGCAUUUCCUUUUCCUCUUGAAACAGAGGUAGAGCAUCUGAAAAUCCUCAGAGAUGCAACUUGCUGCCUUAAUGACUUCUGUUAGAUCAAUUUAUGGUCAGUUUAAUCUCUGCCUGGAUUUGGUUGACAGUAACUUAAAUAUAAAAAUAUAUAUAAGUAUCUAU